This is a messenger RNA of Habropoda laboriosa, 294 nucleotides long. RefSeq lists its product as uncharacterized. The transcript is spliced from 3 exons. The record is from RefSeq and is a predicted model, not a curated record. The coding region runs from base 1 to 294 and encodes 97 amino acids. Lineage: Eukaryota; Metazoa; Arthropoda; Insecta; Hymenoptera; Apidae.
AUGGAAACGAUCCGCCUCGCUAAUUUCCACUGCGUGUAUAUAAACGUUAGGUUUGUUGCGACCACGCGCAGAGAGUGUCAGCGUUCACGAGGUGUGUUUCACCGGUAUGCCGUUGCUCUGUUGGUGUUGUUCAUGUUGCUGCGACUGCCUGCAGAAUCAAAGAAGGUGGUAAUCCAUAUUCCCUACAGAGUGAACAACGUGAAGCACACGCACACAGUCUACAAAAUAAUACCUCACUAUCACGAGGAAAAGUCGGACGAUGUAGAAGAGGACGAGAAAUAUGAGAAUUAUUAG